Molecule: messenger RNA, 1685 nt
Organism: Plectropomus leopardus (leopard coralgrouper)
Lineage: Eukaryota; Metazoa; Chordata; Actinopteri; Perciformes; Serranidae
Gene: marc1
Product: mitochondrial amidoxime reducing component 1
Biological process (GO): nitrate metabolic process
Cellular component (GO): mitochondrial inner membrane
Molecular function (GO): pyridoxal phosphate binding; molybdopterin cofactor binding; molybdenum ion binding
Source: RefSeq, a predicted model, not a curated record
GGGACACUUUGGUGUGUUCAGGUUUUAUCACAAUCCGAGUUUAGUCCUGCCUAGUUAAUUUCUCUUUUUAUGAUUUUUGUUACAUAUUUGUAAAUGAUUUCUUUAAUUUGCGGCUACGGCGGAAAAAGCUGAAUCAAACGGCGUUAGUGGCAGUUUGUCACGCGGAAGCUCGGAGUUGAGUUUCCGUUGUCGGAGCGUCAGUGAACGCAUCACGCCUCAGCCUCCUGUCACUUUAACCGAAGUUCAAUGUCCAAAAAACGCCAAAAUGGAGCUGAAGCAGCUGAAGCAGGCGGCUGUGAGCGCGCUGGCGCACAAUAAAGGCGCCGCUCUCGUGCUCGGAGCUGGCGUCGCUGCUGUGGGACUCGCGCUCGGAUAUAAAUACCUGCGGAGGACCGAAAAAGUCCGCGUGGGCGUAGUGUCGCAGCUCCUCGUUCACCCCCUGAAGUCUGGCAAAGCGGUGUCCGUGUCUGAGGCUGAAUGCCACAACAUCGGACUGAAGUUUGGAGAGCUGCAGGAUCGCCACUGGCUGGUGGUGACGGAGGACGGUCACAUGGUGACGGGCAGACAGCAGCCUCGUCUGGUGUUGGUGUCUCUGACCUGUGAGGGAGGUCACGCGUGUCUGAACGGCCCGAACAUGGAGGAGCUGCGGUUCCCCGUCAGACAGUCCGACAACGGCGUCAUCGGCUGCAGAGUUUUCGGAGAUGACAUUCAGGGACGAGACUGCGGGGACGAAGCGUCUCGCUGGCUGACUCGUUAUCUGGGCGAAGAGGACACUUUUCGCUUGGUGCACUUUGAACCUCAGAUGAGGGGGAGGAGGCCUGCGGAGAGCGAGCCCAUGUUACCGCAGUUCAAGGUGGCGUACUCAGAUGUGGCACCUGUGAUGCUGCUGUCCGAGUCUUCGGUCAAAGAUCUCAGCAGCAAGUUAGAAAACGACGUCACGGUGGAGCGUUUCCGCCCAAACAUUGUCAUAAGUGACUGUGAGGCCUUUGAAGAGGAUUCGUGGGAAGAGGUCCAGAUUGGCAGCGUGAGACUGCAGCGUGUAAUGUCAUGUGGACGAUGUGUUUUCACCACCGUCGACCCUGAAACUGGUAUAAUCAGCAGAAAAGAGCCUCUGGACACACUGAAGAGUUAUCGUCAAUGCAAACCGUCCGAGAAGCACAUCUACAAGUCGUCCCCGUUGUUUGGACAGCUGCACAAGGUGAAGAAGACGGGGACCCUGCAGGUCGGCGAUGUGGUUUAUCAGAUCAGCCGCUGAUGGUGGGAGUCAGAGAGAGAAAAACUCUUUAAAAUCUUUAAAAAAAUCUUAAUUGUUGGCAUAAUCACUGAGCACAUACACAGUAGAAAAAACACUAAAAUAUGUUUAUUCAUCUCAAAGUUCACUAAUAUGUAACAAAAUCACUGUUUUUCAAACAGCUUUGAUUCACGGAGAGACAAAUCAGCUGAGGUUACAUGAAAUAUAACAAUUUUUAGAGCAAUUGAUUAUUUAUAUUAAUUGUCUGUCAGUUGUUUUGUAACACUAAUGGUGCUAUUUGAACAAAUUACUAACAACUACACGUUAAUUUAACCAUUAACUAAAUCCUGAAAUACACGCUGCUAUUAAAGAGAGAAGUUAAACAGGUUAAAGACUUUUUAAUAGAGUACGCUGUAUGUGUAAGCUUUCAUGGAAUAAACAAAAAGUAGCAGAA